GGCAGCAUGCGGGUGCUCAACGUGGCGGAGAAGAACAAGGUGGCGGCCACGGUCAGCCAGCUGCUGAGCAACGGGCGCUGCCGGCAGUCCAACUCCUGCGCCACCUACUGCAAGAUCUACGAGUUCCCCUUCACCGUGGCGGGGCGCCAGGCGGACAUGGUGUUCACCUCGGUGGCGGGCCACUUGCUGGAGCUGGAGUUUGAGGGGCGAGUGCGGGGCUGGCACAGCUGCGCACCGCGCGAGUUGUAUGAUGCCCAGGUGUUCAAGGGCGUGCCCAAGAACGAGAAGAUGAAGCGCAACCUGCAGCAGCUGGCGCGCUCCUGCGACUGGCUGGUGCUGUGGCUGGACUGCGACCGCGAGGGGGAGAACAUCGCGUUUGAGGUCUGCACCGAGGUCAACCCGCGCCUGGUCAUCAAGCGCGCCCGCUUCUCGGCGCUGAUCUAUGCUGACGUGGCGCGCGCCAUGGCCAACCUGGUGCCCCCCAACGAGCACGAGGCCCAGGCGGUGGAUGCGCGCCAGGAGAUCGACCUGCGCAUCGGCGCCUCCUUCACCCGCCUCCAGACCCUGCUGCUGCAGAACAAGUUCGACUGGGGGGAGAUGGCGGGGGACAACGGGCGGGUGCUGCUCAGCUACGGCCCCUGCCAGUUCCCAACGCUGGGCCUGAUUGUGCAGCGGGCGUGGGAGAUCCAGGCCCACAUCCCCGAGAACUUCUGGUACAUACAGGUGCUGUACCGCGACGGCCCCAAGGCCUGCGAGUUCCGCUGGCACCGCGGCCGCCUGUACGACGCCGCCGUGGCAGGCAUGCUGCACGAGCUGUGCGCCGCCUCGCCGCUGGCCACGGUGGCGGCGGUGGAGGGGGCGCGCAAGACCAAGUGGGCCCCCGCCCCGCUGAGCACGCUGGAGAUGCAGAAGCGGGGGUCC
Molecule: messenger RNA, 921 nt
Organism: Chlorella variabilis
Lineage: Eukaryota; Viridiplantae; Chlorophyta; Trebouxiophyceae; Chlorellales; Chlorellaceae
Exons: 7
Biological process (GO): DNA topological change
Cellular component (GO): nucleus
Molecular function (GO): DNA binding; DNA topoisomerase type I (single strand cut, ATP-independent) activity
Source: RefSeq, a predicted model, not a curated record